Molecule: messenger RNA, 6128 nt
Organism: Dendroctonus ponderosae (mountain pine beetle)
Lineage: Eukaryota; Metazoa; Arthropoda; Insecta; Coleoptera; Curculionidae
Gene: fra
Product: neogenin
Biological process (GO): cell-cell adhesion
Cellular component (GO): membrane
Molecular function (GO): protein binding
Source: RefSeq, a predicted model, not a curated record
AAAUCCGACGUAGCUGAUUCAGUAAAAUGGCGUCGCUUGUACAGGAAGGGACUGUUUGGACGAUUUUCUAUUGACAUUAACUGAAUGUUAAGAAAUUAGCGGAAAAACCACCAUGGAUGUUAAAUAAUAGAACUUUAAUUGAUGUGUGCGCUUUUAAAAAUGAAUCGGACAAAUUAUGUGCGUUGUUUACCAUGUAAAUUGGCGCUGAUCUUGACGGUAGCUGCUUUAUUAACACCGCCAACACAAGGUCAUGGAGUUCUGGAAUUUUCCGUGGAACCCUCCGAUACGGUUGUGGAAGCAGGACAAUCAGCAGUUUUGGACUGUGUGGUUAGAGCGUCUCAUCAUCAGCAGAGCGUUCUGAUCACUUGGUUGGACGAAGACGGAUCCAAGCUCACUUUUUUGAGCGAUGCAUACAGGUCUCAGCUCACCAACGGCUCUCUCUACAUAAACAGUGUGGUAGAAGGCCAAAGACUGACGGGAAUUUACCAAUGUAUGGCCACAUUGCCGAAUGUGGGAUCAAUAGUUAGUAGGACCGCAAAACUUGAUAUCGCCAGAUUGAAUGGCUUCCACGAGGAACCGCACGAUAUAACUGUGUAUGUUGGACAAAAGGCCCAUUUUUCCUGCUACGUUGACGCCGUUCCAACCCCACGAAUACGAUGGCUGAAAGACGAACGACCACUCCAGAUUGAUGAUCUUCGAAUGACGAUUUUGCCGUCUGGAGCUCUGGAAAUCGAUGAAGUUGUGGAAAGCGAUCAGGGAUCAUAUAGAUGUAACGCUUCAGGGUUCAAUUCCUACAUAUUGAGCAACAAAGCGAUUUUGUACAUAAAUGGGGACCAAGAACAAGCUGCACAUGUUGCGCCUCCGACUUUUAUUGCUCAACCAAAAGGGGCCAUCGCAGUUGAGGGCCAGAACAUAUCGCUGGAUUGUGCUGCGAAUGGAAACCCAAAUCCUACCAUUAGAUGGCUGAAGGAUGGAUUUGCCAUUGAUAUGAAUGAUUUAGAUAGUAGAUUUGCCUUAGUUGGUUCCACCAGCUCGCUGCGAAUAACCAAAAUCCAGGAACAAGACGGUGGCACCUACCAGUGCCGUGCAGAAAAUCGAGAAGAUAGUUUAGAUGCUUCAGCUGCCAUUGAAAUUCAAGUGCCUCCAAGAUUUCUCAAAAAGCCCAAAGAUUUGACUGAUUAUUCGUCAAAAGACAUAGAAUUAGAGUGUAGCGUGUAUGGGAUUCCUCAGCCAAAGAUCCUAUGGUUCAAGAAUGGGGAACUAGUUAGGGAUUCUGAAUACUACCAGCUUGUUAAUGGGAACAACUUGAAAAUUGUGGGUCUUCUAACUGAGGAUUCGGGAUUGUUUCAAUGUUUCGCCUCCAAUCCGGCCGGCAAUAUCCAGGCUGCAGCCAGCUUGAAAGUCUUGCCAAGCCCUGAGAUUCGCUCGACAACCCCCACGAAAGAGAAAAGAAAGCGGCCGAAGAAAGUGCAAGCGAAGUCCAUGAACCCCUAUAAACAACACUCGAAAUUUCUGUUCACUUCGCUUAUAUCUGAAGACCGGGAGCUGGGCGACAUGGAUUUCGGGCAUUUGGUGAAACCGAGCGUGCAAAGUGGCGCAAUGAAUAUCGACCCUCAAAGCGCCUUUAAUAGUCUCAAGAGCGAAAACGAGCAAACAGGUAAUUCGGGGAAGAAGAUAAGCGAAGGCUUGCCCGGACCCCCUCUUGACCUGAAAGCGGUUAUCAUCAAGGCCAGAUUUGUGAUUUUGAGCUGGAAGCCUCCGCAGGAAAACAGUCAACUUGUGGAGGCUUAUUCGACGUAUUUCAGGCAGGAGGGCAGCAGCAGGGAACGUUGCCAAAACACCAGCCGAUCGAAACUGGAGGAAAUCCACAUCGGAGAUCUCUGGCCUGGCAAAGUUUAUCAUUUCCGAGUGGUUCCGCUCAGUGCAAACGGCGCAGGAGUGUCUUCGGAUAUUUUAACAGUCACGACCCAGUCAGAGGAGCACGUUCCCAGUGCGCCCCAAAAUUUCAUCGCCUACGCCACAAGUCCAAGGAAAAUCCACAUUAACUGGAAACCCCCAGAAAUAGCCAAUGGAAAGAUAUCGAAAUACACCAUUUACUAUAUGGAGACUACGUCUUCAGUGGAGCACAGUGUGGACACAACAGAGGCGUUUUUCGAAUUGAACAGCCUCAGCCCCAAUAUUGAGUACAGCAUUUGGGUGGUGGCAGUGAACGAAAAAGGCGCGGGCGCCGCCACUGAAGAGAAACUCGUCCGGACCUUCAGUGCACUUCCUUCAGAUGCCCCGAGCAAUAUCACCUUUGAACCGUCCAGCACCAGUAUCGUAGUUAGGUGGGAGCCGCCUCCUGUGGAGGCGCAAAACGGCGCCAUCCUGGGCUACAAGAUCAAAUAUAGGAAAGCCGGGAAAGGCAGAAGCACCAUUUAUACGACUCCAGCCAGUGAGCGCCACUAUGUGAUUAAGGACCUGGAAAGAGGUUCCGCCUACCAGAUCAGACUGUGGGCGAUGAACAUCAACGGCACCGGGCCGGCCUCUGAAUGGGCAGAAGUCGAUACGUUCGAGAACGAUCUGGAUGAAAGUGCGGUGCCUGGCGAACCAUCCGGGUUGAAAUAUCGCGCCACUUACGACAAGUUGUAUGUGAUGUGGUCGCCUCCGGAGAACCAAAACGUUAGAGUGCGGCACUAUAUAAUUGGCUGGGGUAAAGGAAUCCCAGAUAUUUAUGCGACUGAAGUGGAUGAGAGGAACCGCACUUUCAUCAUAGAGGGACUAGACCCAAACUCGGAAUACGUGCUGAGCAUUCGAGCUAGCAACAAUGUGGGUCCAGGCCCUUCAAUCUACGCAACUGCAAAAACUCAGGACGAGCCCCCGCCUGAGCCUGCCGCGGCUCUGAUGCCGCCCAUCGGCCUAAAGGCGCAAGUUCUGAGCACAACCUCUGUGGUUCUCUACUGGACUGAUCCUACUUUGAAGCAGAGUCAAUACGUGCGAGACACGCGAUACUAUAAAGUUAAGUAUACAGCGGAUAAUUCCGCGAAAACCAAGAUUCUGAACGUGACGGGGUUGAAUGUGAUGAUCGACGAUCUGAAGCCGAACACUUUGUACGAGUUUGCAGUUAAAUUAGUUAAAGGUCGCAGGGAGAGCUCUUGGAGUAUGGUAGUGCAAAAUCGCACCUGGGAAAUGCCCCCCGACGUCGCACCCAGAAACGUAGAUGUGCACUUGAAAGAUGAAGACUCACAGCUGGUUGAAAUCACCUGGCUGCCGCCCAAGACCUCAAAUAGUCGCACCACUGGCUACGUAAUCCUGUUCACGGAAAACAAGAAUAAAACUGAUGCCCUUUGGCAGGCGCUGGCCGUCAAGGGCGAUAAUCAUUCGAGUAUUAUUUAUGACUUGAAGCCCUUCACGGUCUACUACUUUAAAGUUCAGGCGCGCAACAGUCGGGGCUAUGGGCCCUUUUCCAGCAUCGUCUCGUUCCGGACAGGACAAAACGUUGCACGCCAUGCGCCGAUUCAAGGAAUUACAGCUAUUGCUACGCCCAUUAACCCAGCCACCCUCAGCCAGUCAAGUUCCGACUCAACUCCGUCCAGUAGACCAAACUACCCCCGCACAAACUAUCAAGUGCCACGCACUCAUAUUUCCCUUGAGUCUACACCCAAUAAUGUUGCGGUGGAGAACGUGUAUUCCGCCCAUCCGGGCAGCGCAUCCACUUACGACGGCUCAGGAGUUACUUCCUCAGGUUACUUAAGCCAACAACCUCCUCCUGGAAGCACGUACGCGCCGGGGAUGAACGUUCUUGCAGAGUCGCAGGCUUCCAAAAGGAUUCAAGCUCAGCCGCACCCUCUUAAGAGCUUUACCGUACCGGCUCCGCCUCCUGUAUCAGCGCCAGGCACUCCGCAGCCCAAACAUAUAGGUAAUUUUGGUCGCAUUAAACCGGGACAUUUGCUGAACAUCAGCAACCAUUCAGUUACAGUUAGGCCUACGUCGUCGCCAUACAAAAAGCCUCCCGCAAGCAGUACGAGUAACCUUACAAACACGCCGCCUUCUCGCAUAAAUGCGAGCAACCCGCCUCCUCACACUGCUGAGGAGGUGCAGCGGUUGCAACCGUCUCAUUCCACCGAGGAACUUAAUCAAGAAAUGGCCAAUUUAGAGGGCCUCAUGAUGACGCUAAACGCAAUAACCGCUAAAGAGUUCGAAUGCUAGAAGGAAGUCGCUGUUUGAUGUAAGUUUUUUUCGUUUUAUUGUUGAUAAAAUAUUGUUUUGUGUACAAGAUUGCCUGUUUUUCUGCGAAUUUUUUUGAUCAACACCCAAGCAAUCGGGAACUUAACGUAAGAAGAUUUUUUUUAUAUAGUUUUAAAACACCGAUAAGGAAUCUUGUACAAUCUGAAGACUGAAGUUAAAUUAUUUGUUAUUGAAUUAUUUGUUGAUUUGUUUUGGGAGACGCAGCUAAUAUAACACGCCAACUACCUUGUAUACUUAAAAUGUAAACACUAAUCACAAACAAAAUCGGCCUCUAACACUGUAGGAAUGUAAGAUAGUAAACCGAUCUCAAAUUAGGCGACUCGCAGGAUUUUUUAUGUUCGAAGAAUAACAGUUCUUGUUCAGAGCAUUUCCGUCAAUAUAUCUAGCAAUUUUAUAGAGAAAUGACCGCAAUUCAACGCAAGAUUUACAGCUGAUGUGUCUGUAAGUAGCUGCAAAAACAGUAUGAUUAAUCGGCCUCUGCUUACAUGGGAAAGGAAAAUUACGUUUUAGGCAAUUUUCAAACCGCAAAGAAUUUAUUUUAGUUUAUUUUAAGACAAGCAAGCUUUUAGGUAAAACUAAGUAAACUAGUUUGCUAUGCAGUGGACGGUGUGUUAAUUUCAUCGCUACUCAUUGCAUGAGUGGAUAAGUAUUUUAUUUCCAUAUGCCUUACUUUUAGAUUUUAUUAACGGGGCUACUAAACUGGCUGUUCCUUGUACAUAUAAAAUUAAUUAAAAUCGCUUUAGGGAGAGAAGAUGUAAAUAUCAAAAGCUUGCCGAUAGCCUCAAGACUUACGGAAUUGAAUAUAUCAAGUACCUGCAGUCAGAAGCUGUUGAACGCUUGAUUUUAUUCGAAAAACAUCCAUCUGACAUAGUUCCUUUUAGUUAACGCACACACGUGCUAGUUUUAUUGGACUGCUCUCAUAAUCUUGCCUCUCAGAACGUUUUUUCUCCCCAAUUAUGUACAUAGUAAUCCAAUAUCGGUCUGAUAUUCAAUUUUUACGCGAAAACUAUCAGUUUUUCGUAACUUUUUGAAAGGUUUGACCAAGAUUUCACUGCCUAAUAAAAUUUUUAAGCUUUAUUCUAUUUAGAUAACGCGUGAUAAGAAUCUCAUAGAAGAAUGGUUACUUUUAUAAAAUAGCUCAAGAUCAGAUUUGUUUUUUUUUUCAUGUAAAAUUACUGUUCGAGGACGAACGUAAUGCCGCGUCUAGACCUAACGAGCCAAGCCUGAGCUGCGGAAAAUUAUUUAGACAAAGGAAUUCUGCCGCGGCUCAGGCUCUGUUCGUUACGUCUGGACGCAACAGAUUGCAAUUAAUGACCAUUUUAUUUGUAGUAUAAUCCAGUUUUAAGUUUAGGUAGGAAUUUUGUACAUAAACAUGUACAAAUUACGCUAGAGAUAACAAACGUUUUGUAUUAUUGUAGAUGCAACUUUGUUGUCUAAGCACAUUUUAUAUAUUUUUAUACAGUAGUACAAAAUGUUGGCGAAACUGUGUCCCAUGCGUUUCAGGCACUUACUAUACAUUUAUAUUUGCUUUGUACAUUGUAUUGUGUUAGGAUGCCAUUUUCUUAUCGAUCAAGGUUUUUACAUAAUAAUGUUUUACCAGUUGAACAGUUGACCUGGGGAUCCGACGUAAAACGAUUAUUUUGCAAAAACCUUCUCUAUUAUAAUCUUGUGAUGUGUAAAAGUUUUUAUAUUUAAUAUAUUUAUUAAAAGUUUAAUAUACGGCGGUAGAAAGUAUGCUUACUUUCGGCCCAUAACAAGUGUGUAUUACACAUUCUGCCUAAGGCCUUGUAUAGGAGGUAAGACCGGGAAUAUUUUAUAAAAUUGAAGUUUUUUACUCGUAAGUAAGUAAUAUCUAUAAAUGUGACUGAAAAAUAAAACAUGAUGUUUUAAUAUAAACCGAA